AUGGCUAUCUCAGUCAAAGGCAAAACAGCUAUUAUCACCGGUGCGGGAUCUGGAAUAAAUCUGGCCUUCGCUAAGUUGUUGGUGAGAAAUGGAUGCAACGUUCUGAUCGCCGACUUGGCUUUGCGCCCCGAGGCCAAAGUGCUAGUCGACAAGCAUACAUCUGGUACCGAACGAGUUGUCUUCCAGGAGACCGACGUGACAGACUGGAUCCAGCUUGAAAGGAUGUUCGAGGUGGCCGAGAGAGAAUUUGGUGCGAUCGACAUUGUCUGCCCGGGCGCGGGUAUCUACGAGCCACACUGGACUAACUUCUGGCGGCCACCUGGCUCGACCGCAAGCAAAGACUCUCCUACCAGUGGCCGAUAUGCGCUGGUGGAUAUCAAUAUUACCCACCCAAUCCGUACCACACAGUUGGCAAUUGCGCAUUUCCAGAAGCACCGCCAAAACGGCCGCCUAAAGCACGUCCUCCACAUCUCCAGUAUUGCUGGACAAAAUGCGCCGUUGUCGACUCCGAUUUACGUUGCCUCAAAGCAUGCCAUCAACGGCCUGGUGCGAUCGCUAGCCCAGCUGGAGAAGAUUGGCAUUCGUGUCACAGCAGUGGCACCAGGUGUUAUCAAGACUCCUUUGUGGACGGAUCAUCCCGAAAAGAUGAAAAUGGUGGCUGACAGUUCUGACGCCUGGGUGACGCCUGAGGAGGUAGCAGAGGUGAUGUUGGCGAUGGUAGAGCAGGAUCAGGUGAGCGAAAUUAUCGGAGAUAGAUCUAGCAGGGGUACCCAGUAUACAGUGAAGGGUGGUACGAUCAUAGAGGUGUCAAAGACUGUGCGGGAAGUUAAACAGUUCCACGACGAGGGACCUGGAAAUCGGCCAGGAAAUACUGUUUCACAUUUUGAAUCAGUGGAUAACGAGACCUGGGAUAUCUUGAAUCAAGAUGGAUGGGGACUAUCGACGAUAUAG
This is a messenger RNA of Penicillium odoratum, 951 nucleotides long. RefSeq lists its product as uncharacterized. Bases 1 to 951 code for a protein of 316 amino acids. The transcript is spliced from 3 exons. The record is from RefSeq and is a predicted model, not a curated record. Gene Ontology annotation, molecular function: oxidoreductase activity, acting on the CH-OH group of donors, NAD or NADP as acceptor. Lineage: Eukaryota; Fungi; Ascomycota; Eurotiomycetes; Eurotiales; Aspergillaceae. Gene Ontology annotation, cellular component: cytoplasm.